UGCACCCCCACGAGAACCAACUCUCCUGAGACCUCCCCUCCCCUCUGAACUCUCUCUUAAGCCCCGUAUCCGCCCGCCUUCUCCUCCUCCUCUUCUACUCUCCCCCUUCUCCUCAUCCUAUUUAUCUUCUCUGUUUUUCUUCUCUUUCUCUUCCUUCGCGUCGAAGGAACGAAGGUUUUGCGUUCAAGAGCUCCGAAAAAUCCCUCCUUCCGAACCUCCUGACCGUUCUCAAUCUCCUCGCCUCUCCUUCGGUCUCCGAUCACAUGGGGAAACGUGGUCGGAGCAGUCGCUUCACGAGGUCCGAGGUAAUAUCUUUGUCUAUCUCUUAUCUUGGUCGGUCUCUUGGAGCAAUCUCUUUUCCUGAGGUAUCUGCUUGACUUCUCUUUUUUGGAUGCUUUCUUUCAUUUGCAUUUGAUUCGUAUGCUUUAGGUUUUUUAUUGGAAGCUGCUAUGAUGUUUUUGUUUUGGAGUUUCUUCGCAAAGUGUUCUUGCUAGCUGCGAAAUCUUGGAUGGAUCAGAUGUUUGAUAGUGGAAUGUGGUUCUCAAUCAAUGUAUGAACCUGGAGAGGGUUUUGGUUUGGUGAUCGAGAAGGGGAACAGAGGACCUUCUUUCUUUUACUCGGCAGAUGUUUGUUGAUGAUAGAAUUGUUCCUGUAUGAGAUUUUUGUCUUGUUCUGUGUAUUGCAAGAAUAUUGUUAUUCAAUACGUUCAAAAAUUCCAGUUUGGAAAUGCAUCAUCCAUUAAAAUAUUUUUCUCCUUUUUUAAGAUUGACUUAUGUGGUGCUGACUAAAGAGUAAAUUUUUAUAAAUUUUUAUUUGGCUUCGUUUGUUUGUUCGGUAAUCCAACCAAGCAAAAUUGUUUGGUGGACUUUCUUUUUUCUAUAGCUAAUUCCACCAUAAUGUUGUGUUCUUGGUUAUGUUCUGCAACCUGCAGAAGGCUACAACAUGAAAAUUAAUAUUACAAUUCUUCUCUUUUCCUUUUGAUGCUUGUUUUUACUCCCCCUAUUCUUGCUAAUUUUUCGCGUGCACCCUAAGAUAUAAAUGCGUGCUUUGUUGACAUGUCAUCAUAGUUUUAUGGACUAUGCAGACCAGAAAUGCAUCAGUUGGAAGUGGCAAUCCACCGUAAUGUAGUAGGCAGCACUAACCUGCUUUUGCCAAUGGAAAAUCCUGUUAUAUAUGCUCUUCUGCAGUCCUUCCUACUAUUAAGUUUCCUUUAAUGCCUGAGGUUGAAAAAACUGCAUAUGCCUGUUUAUUACAUGUCAUUUCUCUGCAAUUGGCGGCCCAUAAAGGAAAACUUGAAGAAAUACUACUUUUCCCAGGGUUUGCCACUGCUGCGAUGCUUUUUUUGAGUGUUUUUUGUUCCCAAAACUCCUUUAUUGUUGCACUGAUAUUUCUCCUAUUUUAUUUAAAGAUUGUAUUUUUACAGCUGGCUAGAGCCAAUAAAUAAUAGGAAUUUGAUCCUUCUCGCAGUUACAAAUGAAUACUUAUUGUAUUUGCUUUCUUAUUUACUUAAAUGACAAGAUAGAUCUCAUAGUAUGUUCAAUUAUAAAUGGGCUCCUAUGUUCUCAGAACACUUGUUGGAAGUUAAUACCUUACAGUCAUCAAUAGAUAACACCUACUACUUUUUUUCUUCUCUUUAACAGAUCAGGCAGAUGGAGGAUUUACUUGAGAACAAAGAUGCAGAGCAGGAUUUCCUUCAGAAACUUACUGAAGAAUUGAAUGUUGCUUCAGGUCGAACGGGAAGCAGAACUAUACAGAUGAAACAGGUGCAGAAGUGGUUCCAGAGUAAGAAGAAACAUCAAGCAAAUGAUGUUACCUUCUCACCUAGUCCUCCGAAAGAACUUAUUAAUAUCUCAGACACAAGCCUUUCAAACAGUGCACCUGAAAGUUCUUCAGACUUUGCUAAAGCUACAGGAGAGAAUGUUUCUGAUGAAACGGAGUUGGAGUUUGAAGCUAGAUCAUCAAUAGAUGGAGCAUGGUAUGAUGUUGUUACUUUCGUCGCGCACAGAGUUCUUAGCUCUGGUGAACUCGAAGUUCGUGUGAGAUAUCAAGGAUUUGGUGCUGAGGAGGAUGAAUGGGUGAACGUCAAGAAAGCAGUCCGAGAGCGCUCAAUUCCUCUUGAGUCUUCUGAAUGUCUAAAGGUUGCAGUGGGGGGCCUCGUCCUCUGUUUUCGGGAAACAACUGAACAAGCUGCAUACUAUGAUGCACAUGUCAUGGAAAUCCAAAGGAAAAUGCAUGAUAUAAGGGGCUGCAGGUGUCUCUUCCAGAUCCGAUAUGAUCAUGAUCAAACUGAGGAAAAAGUUAAUUUAAGAAGCCUCUGCCGGAGGCCGACAAAUUGAUCCCAAGGUUUUGCUUAGAUAUUAGUUACUGGUGAGGCAAACAUUUCUCGUCCGCUGAUCUUCCUAUAUCAGAUAUGGGCCAUCAUGACACCCAAGACUGCAAGGGAUUGCAUUUUGGCUUGGUGACAGAUGAUCAUAUUUUAAUACUUUUUUUCUUUCGUUGGGUUGCAGCUUAAUUGAUGACAAUGUUCCUAGAUAUUAUGAAACUCAACAAUCACCUAUUUCAUUCUUUGAUGCCGGUAGUUACAGCUAAAGUGGUAAACCUGACCAGCCUGUUCAUAUGAGUGGAGGUUGCUGGUAACCUUCAAUUUUUUUUUUAAUAAGCAGUGAGGUGAAAAAUAUUUAA
Molecule: messenger RNA, 2682 nt
Organism: Phoenix dactylifera (date palm)
Lineage: Eukaryota; Viridiplantae; Streptophyta; Magnoliopsida; Arecales; Arecaceae
Source: RefSeq, a predicted model, not a curated record